AUGCUGUCUCCGCCAUCAUCCACAGUUUCGUCCUCUUUAGCUGCAAAGGAUGUCGACACGGCGAAGUCCCUCGAUAGGACCGAGUCAGAUCUUGCGUCUCGAACCUCGCAGGGCCAGGUCGAGGUAGCGGGUGUCUGUUAUUCGCACCUGCCAUUCGAAAUCCCGGAUGCUGUGGUGUUGUCUGCCCCCUCUAUUUCUGUCCUUCAACAAACUUCGAACGAUAUAUAUCAUCAAAUCAACUCCGACACGUCGUACUCGAACCAGUUUAUUACCAUAUUGAACCUAUCCCGACAAGUGCAAGAGCUAAUCGCUGGAGAUCGAAAUCCCCUUGAUGUUCCCUACAGAUUGACACUCGACACACAGCACCAGCAAGGGGUUAUUCGAAUCAUGCCCUCAGGAGCGCAUGAGCGAGUAACACGGUCAUUUUCAAACGCACUCGUCCUGAAAUUAUUCGAAAUGGGAAUCCAUCCAAGAGAUUACACUAUGAACUCAGCCACCCGGUACCACGGAAAAUCAUGUGAUAAAGAAGCCGAUGAGUCUCUCACUCCGUCGCGGGAUACUUCUUCCGAUAAGGAGUGGCCUUCGCUCGUUAUUGAAACGGGUCUUUCUGAAUCAGAAGCGCAACUGCGAGCCGACGCAUAUUGGUGGUUUUCAAAUUCCGACUACAAAGUGAACAUGGUUAUACUCUUUCAUAUCCAAAGAUCCCCUGAGCGCAGAGUCACCAUAAAACUUCACAGUCUCAGACCUACCAACCCCAGAAUUACCCGUGGACUACAGGCGGAGGCCCAGCGCACUUUGCUAUCCAAUCCCGUGCCAUCUCAAACAUAUACCCCAAUAGUGCUGCGUCAUUCAGCGGUCCACGAGAUCGUUAUUACCUCAAAAGAUGUUCAGAAUGCUCCGCUGGAACUAGAUUUCGAAUCCGUCAUGCGCCGCAAGCCGGCACCAAACACGAGGGAAAAAAGCAUUACAUUCGCGGCUAAGGAUCUUGCUGAGUGCUGCAACCAUGUUUUUCUGGAAGCCUGA
Messenger RNA from Penicillium subrubescens, 1023 nucleotides. RefSeq lists its product as uncharacterized. Bases 1 to 1023 code for a protein of 340 amino acids. The transcript has a single exon. NCBI's taxonomy places the organism in Eukaryota, Fungi, Ascomycota, Eurotiomycetes, Eurotiales, Aspergillaceae. The record is from RefSeq and is a predicted model, not a curated record.